Lethenteron reissneri (Far Eastern brook lamprey) is the source of this 6171-nucleotide messenger RNA. Its product is annotated as serine/threonine-protein kinase Sgk2-like. Lineage: Eukaryota; Metazoa; Chordata; Hyperoartia; Petromyzontiformes; Petromyzontidae. Gene Ontology annotation, biological process: protein phosphorylation. Gene Ontology annotation, molecular function: ATP binding; phosphatidylinositol binding; protein serine/threonine kinase activity. The record is from RefSeq and is a predicted model, not a curated record.
GCAAGUUGUAUCCAUUAUAUAUAAAAAUAAAACUGGCAUGGCCUUUUUAAGUAACAUUUAAAGGUUGAUGUUCUUAUUCUUUUCAAAUGCAGCUUACUUUUGCGUGACACCUGAUUUAUUUUUUCCGAUUGGUAGUAUUGGAUUGCGUUCAAGCAAAUUAUUUCAUGUUGCUCUUAGGCAAUGAUUCCUAGUGGAUACUUAGCCACAUUUAGUUCACAACAGCGACUUGAGUGUCACUGCAACGAUCAAACGUAAACGGAUCAAACAUCCUGAGUAAACCAAUAUACCAAGACAUCUUGUUCAACCAAGUGGCUUCAUAAUUUCGUCUAUAUUUAAUAUGUUUAAGAAGUUUUUGAGCUGAAUAUAUAGGAUAGAACUACCAUCAUCCUUUCUCUGUCAUUGCUAAAACAUGGCCGUCAAGAAUGAACCAACUAAACGACGAUCGUGCACCAAAUUGAGAGCAGUUGCCACAGUGCUUGUUGCUUUUCUUAAACACCGGAAAACUGGUUUAAAUGACUUCACGCAAAAAGUGGUGUCAAACCCCGGCAUGUGUCAAACUCCAGACGUACGGAAAUUCCUCCAACUUGAUAACCCCCGGAACCAGACACAGGAGCCGAUGGCUGAUGAAGACCACAUAAACAUGAAUGAUGCAGACCACAUAAACUUGGGGCCCUCUGCAAAUCUACAGGCAAAGCCGUCGGACUUUGAUUUUCUAACCAUCCUUGGAAAGGGCAGUUUUGGAAAGGUUCUGCUUGCAAAACACAAGAGCGAUGGGAUAUUCUAUGCUGUAAAAGUGAUGAAAAAGUCAAUAAUACUGCAAAAGAAGGAGGAGAAGCACAUCAUGGCAGAGAGAAAUGUUCUGGUGAAGAACGUGCGUCAUCCUUUCCUGGUGGGCCUGCACUACUCGUUCCAGUCGGCAGACAAAUUGUACUUUGUCAUGGAUUAUGUCAACGGUGGUGAGCUGUUUUUCCACUUACAGAGACAGGGAAGUUUCCCAGAAUCUCGUGCACAGUUUUACGCUGCCGAGAUUGGCAGCGCAAUUGGAUAUCUCCACUCCCUGAACAUUGUGUACAGGGACUUGAAGCCAGAAAAUAUCCUCUUGGACUUCCAGGGCCACAUCGUGCUCACCGACUUUGGGCUGUGCAAGGAAGGCAUCGACCCAAACAGCACCACCUGCACCUUCUGUGGGACCCCUGAGUAUUUGGCACCCGAGGUUCUGAAGAAGCACCCGUACGACCGGACGGUGGACUGGUGGUGUCUGGGCUGCGUGCUUUACGAGAUGCUCUAUGGGCUGCCUCCUUUCUACAGCAAGAACCUGAAGCAGAUGUAUGAAUCGAUCCUGCACCAGCCACUGCAGCUGAGGCCCUGCACCACAAACGCGGCGAUCUCCGUGCUGGAGGGGCUCCUGCACAAGGACCCACACCAGCGGCUGGGGGCCACCAGCGACAUUCUGGAAAUUAAGAACCACGUGUUCUUCUCCACGAUCAACUGGAAUGACCUGGAUGCAAAGAGAAUCCCUUCUCCGUAUAAUCCCGGCGUGAGUGGACCCUGUGACCUGCACAACUUUGACCCGGCCUUCACAGCGGAGCCGCUGUCCAUGUCGAUGGCACAGUCGAGCGACACGAGCUCCGUCUGUGCCAAUGUGGACGAGGCUGCGGACGCCUUUGUGGGAUUCACAUACAUGCCUGGCCUUGAGGACCAGUACCUGCCAGAUGUGUAGGCACAGAGAACUGAGUCGGUGUCUUAAUCCUUGUUAUUGCAGUAGUGAUGAACAUCAUCGACAAGAUCAAUGUCAAGGCUUUAUUUCGAAUGGAAUAUUUUCUGGUAUCCCAAACUCCCAACCACCCCACCCAGGUACCUCGCCACCUCCCCCUGCUUCCCCAUGACGGCGACGGGAGAGGGCGCUUUGUGAUCAAUAUCCUUAAGGUCAUAUCCACCGUCACCCUCUUCAAUAUAAUCUUCUAACGCAUCAAAUCAAUAUCACUUUCAAACAAUAAUAAUAAUAUUGGGGAAACUAAGCGAUAUGUCUCGGACCAUGUUCGUGAACAUAAGGCAGAUCUGAAACACGGUAGGACCAUUGUUGUAAUGUGGUGGGCUCACACGAAAUUUAUUUCUCUAAGACGAAGGUACUUUGCAAGCCCACUGGCUAUCAACAAAGAUUUGUUCAUGAAGCCAUCCAUAUAUAUAUAGACACAGACACAAUUUCAACCUGAGAAGAGGGGUACAAACUGAGAAAUCAUUGGAAGGACGUUAUUAACCAGUUUAAGUCAUAACUGGCUGUGAUGUUUCCAUCCUACCUUCAAAUGUUAGUAGUUAUUUUCGGCUCUCUGGUUUUACAUUAACAGGUUAAAUGUCUCACACUAACACAGCCACCGUCGCUCAUGUCCUCGAUGUGGCGGUGGCUCUGCCACCUGACAUUGACAUGCUAAUCUCUCACAAUACAAUGGCCACCUCCGCGCCUUUGUCGUCGUGGCGGUAGCUCUCCGACCUUACAUUUACCUGCAAAUUUCUCACUUUAACAUCACUAGCCCCGCCCACUUCGUUUAUGACCCUUGGGCUACACACAUUUCGAACCUUUAAAACAGCCUGCCUCAGCAGCUUUCCCGCUCUUUUUUCUCCUGAUGACGAUUGCUUGUGUUGCGAUCGAAACAUCAAUCUAGGUGACUUUACCGAAAGACCCAAGAAUAAUAAUAUUAGGUUUAUCAGAAUUAGUGCUAACAUCAUGAAUUGCUUAAAUUGAUCAAUUGUAGAACAUUUUCUUUAUACACAAUGUUUGUAUACUGGGCCACCAGACUGUCAGAAACUCCCCACAGGGUGUGCCCUGUAUGAUGCGGUGAGCAUCAACGAUAAUGUCAUCAAUUCCCGUCGACCUCUAUCCGGUGCGCUUAACAGACCUUUUGAGGCACGAGUGCGAACUUAUUUAUUCAUGCAAUUGGCACACAAAUUGUAUGCCCAUUUCUAAUUCUACUCGUUGAAGUUACGAUAAAUCAACCAAUAGUUGCAGGACUAACCGUUACCAUCUCCAAUGUCAUAAUAAUCAGCAGUCACCUACAAUAUUGUUAUCAUCAAAAUACAUUUCCUUUAAUUUUUAUAUUACUACAGCUUAUUACUACCCUUACGUUCGCCUCUUAAUGGAGAUAAUUAAAGGAAUCUACUGAACUCGUUAUGCUGCCACGGUGGUAAUUGCACAUUGGACUUGAAAUCCAGAGAUCGCUGGUUCGAUUCAAUCACCUGGCACGACAGUUGAAACAAUGCAAGUUUCUUCAAUUCCCCCCCCCCACACCACCAGUCCUCUGGGUACAGCACAGUCGAUAGUCACAUUAUAUGUGGUGGCGUAAAAUGUGGGUACUUCCACCUCUUCCAAGACGGCUGAUCAGCAUGGAAGAGUAGGCCGCUACUACUUUCUAUAGGGAGACUCUCUCGAGGAGACUUUCAAGUGGAGACCCUUCCACCAUAAGUGGCCUGAGCAAGCAAUUGCAGGGCUGCACCUUUACCUUAUACGAUUUAUAAACAUCAUUAUAUGAACCUUAUGGCGGGACUGCGGGGUCCCGAAUAAACGGAUGUCAAAAUCGUAAUUUAUUUUUGGCGACUCCGUUCCACCGCGCACAUAAACGCCGCGACCCGCCUGGCACGGAUCAUUCUGUUGUCGUGUCGUCCAAGCGCAGCAGCGAGGACGAAUGCGCAGAAGAAACAAAACUUUUAAACUUUGAUUAGCGCAUCGUGUAGAGCUCGUCGAGAGGAAUAGAUUGCCGUGUCGUUCGCCUUCAACAGACAUAAAAUGUCGUCGCAACGCAGUUUAUGCGAGAGCCGGGGGCUUAUAGGACCCCGGAGUCCCGCCAUAAGGUUCAUAUAAUGAUCAUGAAUACAUUCAAAUGUUGGAGCUCCUGCUUGUGAUACUCUGCUGCUGUGUGCAAUAUUUACUCUGUAACAUUCUUUGCCGCAUCUUCUCUUUGCAUAAUCCACCACGUUGUGCGUUCCAUCGACUAGCUGACAUUCCGUUUAACACUUCUUCCAGCAGCUGCGUCCUUUUAUUUCUGAUGCAUGAAUUCACAAAUGUGGUAUAUACUCAGUCGAAACCACACACUUUUGUGUGUAUAUAUAUUUAACGCUAAUUAUGGAUAUAUUUUUUUUCAGCUUCUAGAAGUGGAAGAAGUAAACAAGAACAAUUUAAGUCUGUGUACUGUUUCCCUUUUAUGGUUAGAAUUUCAAGAUAUCAGUUAUUCGUUUAAUAAUCGUGUGCAAACAUUAUAUUAACUAACAUGUAAAAUUGGAGUCAUAUAACAUUGUUUUCUUCGGUCCAUUACUUUGUUAUCAUAAGACUUGUUUUACCGAUGGCAAAUACUUGAAUCAGUAAUGCUGAGCACAUGUGAUUGUUGAUAGUUAUUCAAUUGUGAAAUGCAUUUUCUAUAUUAGGCUCGGCUUUUUGUAGAAUACACAUUCCAUCCUGCUUUGCUCAUGAACUCUACUUUGUGAACAAAUGAUACUUGCGCCCAUGUGUGCCUUUCAGAACCAUUCUGUGUGCUCUAAGGAGAGGCUAAGUGCGGUGUUUGAUUUAAAUCGUAUAGUUGCAGUACUAAGAUUAUCGCAAUAAUAUACAUUGUACCAAAGACACAUUGUUACACUCCAAUUAUAUAAACUAUCAUUAUGACACUAAUGGAGUUGAUUGGGGAAACAGUGGUGAGCACUUCGCUAUACAGUGUGCUUCAAAAGAAUGUUAACACUUCUGAGAAUUUGCAACAACACCACAAUAAAUGUGCCUCCGGUCUCUGGAGACCACCUGGAGAAGAUUCCAGGCAUGUGUUGACAAUGAUGUCGAACAAGUGGAGACUUACUUAUUGAAGUUAUUAACAUGACAUUUGUUAUCAUGUUACAGUGUAUUCGUUCUUUUUCCAUUAAAAACGUUAGCCUCAUCUCAGCGUUAACAUGUUUUUGAAGCAGCCUGUAUAUCCAUCGUCCUGAGUUUUAGUCUCAGCCACACUUAAUGUCAGUGGUGAGUGAUAUCUAAACUGGUCUUGUCCUCCACUUCCAUCCCCGGAAACCCGCAUUGACCAGUGUGAUCAAGCCCGUUCCAACAGAUCAUGUGACCUACACAGCACAGAGAAGCCCUACACUCAGCAGUGAACUGGUAUGGAUGACGAUGAUAAUUAUUAUGCUACGACUACCAUUCCAGUUGCAGGUGUGUUGAAGUAAUUUCGCAUCGUACAACCAACCGGGCGAGGGAAGAACAAACUAAACACAAAAAACUGCUCGCAAGAAAUGAGUUUUCAAUCUAGAUUUCAAAGUGCAUAGUUCCAGUGUUUUCCUAAUAUCGGAAGGAAGAACUUUCCAGACGGCCGAAGACGCGCAUCAUGAAAGUGUGCAAUGCGGUGACGGGCUUUUUUCGAUGGUUAGCCAAAAGUCGCUGCGAGGAUGACCAGAGUUCAGAUUUAGCAUAUUUAAUAAAAAAUACGAUUAGAAAAAUAGUAGAAAAUACAAUUAUAGUAUAUAUUUGAAAUGUUAUAUUAAAUCCAUAAUAAAAAAAAUAUUAAAUCAGACAAGAGAACGCAACGCAACAAGCCAUUGCACAUCGUUACAAUUGCAUAUGAUUAAAAUAAUGUUGCAUUCCCGUCAAUGUGUGGACCUCGCGCAAGAGACCUGUGUAGGUCCGUGAGGUGGUGGUUACAUGUAAUGAACAAAAAUGUGCUCGUCCUUACUAAAAACCAGAGGUGGGACAAAGUCAUUGUUAUGCAAGUCCAAGUCGAGUCUGAAGUCAUCAAAUUCAUGACUCGAGUCUGACUCGAGUCCAAGUCACAUGACUCGAGUCCACACCUCAGAGGUGGGACAAAGUCAUUGUUGUCCAAGUCGAGUCUGAAGUCAUCAAAAUCAUGACUCGAGUCUGACUCGAGUCCAAGUCACAUGACUCGAGUCCACACCUCUGCUAAAAACAGAGGCACACACUCACAUAGGGACACGGAUACUUGCAGCAGGUAGCAAUAACCUUGCUCUCAGAGAGAACAAUGAAGCAGUGCUCUGUAUACUCACCUGAACCCAUCUGUAGCAAUGUGCAAUAGCAAUUAUGAUUGAUAUUUUCUCAAUGAGAAUCUUAUGAAACGUAAGGUUUGAUGAACUCGCAACCAUUAAAUAAAAAUUAGAGGUACGUAUUAUUGAAAAGAAUAAAUUAUUGUGAUCAUG